AUGUUCUCAGUUAUAUUCCAACACAGCGUUAAGUCCGUCAGAAGAGCACCAGUUUUCGGCGUACUUUGCAGAAAAAUGUCUGCACUAUUAGAUGCUAUACCGAAAGUGGAAAUAGAGGCCAGUGGAGUUUUUAAAUACAUAUUGAUAAAUGUCCAUGAUAAGACACAACCUAAUGUGGAGCCUGUUACUAUAGUCAGAGGUAUUCAGCUUUCCUAUCAUUCGGAUAUUUAUGAUGUGGUCCAAGAGAAACUGCAUCCGCUAGACUGUGAGCCAAUUGGUGGAGGAAGAAUAUCCCAUGAUGCCCAAGAUAAAAAAAUCUUUAUCUAUGGCUACUCUCAAAGCUAUGGAAGGGCUGACCACGAACUUACUGCCAAGUUAAUAAAGAAAACAUAUCCAGACUAUACAAUCAGUGUCACUGACGAUGAAUACUAA
Molecule: messenger RNA, 432 nt
Organism: Arctia plantaginis
Lineage: Eukaryota; Metazoa; Arthropoda; Insecta; Lepidoptera; Erebidae
Source: the annotation of a GenBank genome assembly